CUAUGUCAUACCCAUGGUUUGCUUCGUUAAUUAUUAGUUGAUCUGGAGUGGGGCAUCAGACGGCUCUAUUUUCCCAAGCACCACAAGCCACUCUGUAGUUCAGCUAGCCACCAGGGCCACUCCAGGAGGAACUGUUCGAUCUGAAACACUCAGCAUGCGCCACACUCACUGUCUGCUGUUUCUCCUGGCUGGAUUCUUGGGGCUCUCUCACAGUCAGCCAGGCCACGAGUCUGCCAGCACAUCCAACCAAACCCAUAAGGAAGUCUCACAACGGAACAUCUCCGGCUACCAGAUUGCCUCCGACAAUGCUGACUUUGCCUUCCGUCUCUACCACCUGAUAGCAUCCCAAAACUCCGAGAAGAACAUUUUCUUCUCCCCUCUCAGCAUCUCCGUCUCCUUGGCUAUGCUGUCCAUAGGGGCUGUCGGGGACACCCAGACUCAGAUCCUUGAAGGCCUGGGCUUCAACCUCACGAAGCUGUCACAGCUUGAAAUCCAUGAGGGCUUCAGGUCCCUGCAGCACACGAUAGCUCGCCCAUUCAGUGAGCUGCAUGUCUCUGUAGGCAAUGUGCUGAUCCUGAGCCAGGGCCUACAGCUCCUCCCUGAGUUUGCCAGCGCCACCGAAACCUCCUAUAACAGCAAAGUCUUGCACGCUAACUUCAGAGACAAGGAGGCUGCGGUCCAGCUCAUCAAUAACUAUGUCCAGGAGAAAACUCAGGGGAAGAUCAGAAAUUUGGUCAGUAACCUGAGCCCGGACGUAAGGAUGGUGUUGGUGAAUUAUAUCUUCUUCCGAGGCCUUUGGAAGAAACCCUUUCCUUUUUCUGGAGUCUCUACCCGUGACUUCUAUGUAGACGAGAACACAGUUGUGAAGGUACCCAUGAUGCUGCAAGACGAGCAGGAACACUGGUACAUCGAGGACAGACGUGUACCCUGCACAGUGUUGCGCAUGGAUUACAAGGGUGAUGCAGUGGCGUUCUUCAUCCUCCCUAACCGAGGCAAGAUGAACGAGGUGGAGCAGGUGCUGUCCCCAGGCAUGCUAAUAAGGUGGAAUCGCUUGCUUCAGAACAGGUUCUUUUACAGAAAGCUCACACUGCAGUUCCCCAAAUUCUCCAUUUCAAAUUCCUAUGCACUGGAUGAGAUUUUGCCCGACUUGGGCUUCCAGGAUCUGUUCACCCCGCACGCCAACUUCUCAAAUAUCAACAAAGGGGAGAAAUUGCAAUUAUCCAAAGUUUUCCACAAGGCCACCCUGGACGUGAAUGAAGUUGGCACAGAGGCUGCAGCAUCCACUGGUUCCUUUGCCAUCUUUCUUUCUGCCCGGCACAAGAAACGUCACCUUACUUUCAACCGGCCAUUUUUGUUGGUGAUAUAUUCCACUAGCACCCAGAAUAUCCUCUUCAUGGGGAAGUUGGUCAACCCCACAGCAUAGCAGACCUGGGACUGGCUGGUCUGUUGCCAGCAGGAAUAUGUGACUGGGGAGGGCUGGGUAUGAGUAACUCUGCAUCCAUGACUUGGGGUGGGGAAGGGCCCCUGACUCCCAAGAAUGGUACAGGAAGGCAUGGGGCUAGAUGGGCUGGAAAGUGGGAGAGACCCUCAUGAUUAAACCAAAUGACAGCUCUGAGACCCCGA
Messenger RNA from Grammomys surdaster, 1623 nucleotides. RefSeq names its product serpin family A member 4 (gene Serpina4). Bases 155 to 1423 code for a protein of 422 amino acids. The record is from RefSeq and is a predicted model, not a curated record. Gene Ontology annotation, molecular function: serine-type endopeptidase inhibitor activity. The transcript has 5 exons. NCBI's taxonomy places the organism in Eukaryota, Metazoa, Chordata, Mammalia, Rodentia, Muridae. Gene Ontology annotation, biological process: negative regulation of endopeptidase activity.